Molecule: messenger RNA, 5549 nt
Organism: Acinonyx jubatus (cheetah)
Lineage: Eukaryota; Metazoa; Chordata; Mammalia; Carnivora; Felidae
Gene: NEU4
Product: neuraminidase 4
Exons: 5
Coding region: 1421-2863 (480 amino acids)
Biological process (GO): ganglioside catabolic process; oligosaccharide catabolic process
Cellular component (GO): cytoplasm; membrane; lysosome
Molecular function (GO): exo-alpha-sialidase activity
Source: RefSeq, a predicted model, not a curated record
AGGCACAGGGUUUAUAAUUGAGUCCUCGCCCCUGACAGGGCACAGGACAGGCAGGUUAGACCGGAUUCCCAUCCGGCAGGGCAGUGACGGAGCUAAGAGGGCCCCUCUGUCCGCUUGUCCGCAAAGCCCGUCCCUCUUCAUGCUGUCUUCGUGUGCGUGCAUUUAAGUGCCCUGCAGCAGGCCGGGAUCCUGGUCCAAGGGACAGGAGACGUGCUGGUCCGGAGGGCUGUCCUGAGUGCUCCAGGGAGCCCAGACAGGAUGUCGGGACACAGCCGUCCUAUCCUGGUCAAGCAGACCCCUGCUACCUGCUCAUCUGGGAGCCCCCGGGGCCCUGCUCUUCCUCUUCGCUUGAGGGGGUCUCCCUGGGACUUUGGGGCUCUGCCGAAACCCGCGGCUUGGCCUAGACAAGGACGGCGCCGAAGGCCCGGCGGCCCUGCCCUGCUCUGUGCAGCCAGCAGCGCGAGCCGCUGGUCUGGGGAACCUCCAUUUCUCCUGCUCUGUCCGCAGGGUGGGGGUGGGGUGGGCCCGGAGCCUCUGCCUUCCCCGACACCAGCCCAGGUGGUCUCAGGGCCUGUGGAGUGAGCCAAGUGGAGAGAAUGUCCCCUUGUGUCCAUUCAGCCUUUGGGGACACAUGGCAUGUGCACCUGCUUCCUGCUUGGGGACAACUGCCCCUUGGAUGCAGACUGGGGGCGGGCCAGGGGCUUCCAGCACACAGGAAGCUGCUCUCAGAGCCCCAGAGGCUGUGGUGGGGGUGGGGCGGGCAGUGGGGUGGGCCUGCGUGCCGCCCACGAGAGCCUUUCGGGAGCAGGUGGCCCUGGGCCGAGGUGGACUGAGGCGGACACGUCUGUCUGUUUGGGGGACCUCAGGAGAGGAGGCCGAGCCAGCGGCAAGGCCUCCCGUGUGUCCCGGCGAGGCCACUCCUGCGGCGGGUGCUCGUUCUCGUGACCGGUCACCCCUCUGCAUCCUGUCUCCUCAGACACGCACUGGCCGUGCCUGUGUGUGGGGGGCUUGAUCUGCCGAGAGGGGUACUCUGAGCGUGACGUGGGGUGUUUUGCUCUCUCCCGCCUCCCUGCCUCGCCCUCCCCUCAGUGCCCUCAGGUGUCAGUUACCUCCCGGUGCCUGGCGGUGGGCCUCUGGCUGCUCCAAGUUCGGCGUGUGGCACCCCUGCCCCUAUUGCCUGCGGCCCCCUGGGCCUCUCUGCUCACUCACUCCCGUCCCUGCGGUGGAGGGGGGGGUGGGGGAGGGGGGGCUGGGCCAGCCCUCAUUUGCCUUGUGCAAAUCAGAGAAAGAGGCCUCCACGUGCACCCCAAAUGUCUGAGCAGGGUGGUGGCGGCAGCUGGGGCACCUUCCCCGAGAAGCCUGCGGCCGUGGGUGUGGGACGCAAGCUCCUUCUGUCUCCGAGGCUCCUUCCUGCGUGAGCAUGGGGGCCCCGCGCGUCCCCGAGCGGACAGUGCUCUUCCAGCGCGAGAGGAGCGGCCUGACGUACCGCGUGCCCGCGCUGCUGCCCGUGCCCCCCGCGCCCACCCUGCUGGCCUUCGCGGAGCAGCGGCUCAGCCCCGACGACGCGCACGCGCACCGGCUGGUGCAGAGACGGGGCACGCUGGCGGGGGGCUCCGUGCGGUGGGGCGCCGCGCGCGUGCUGGGGACGGCCGCCCUGGAGGAGCACCGGUCCAUGAACCCCUGCCCCGUGCACGACGCGCGCACGGCCACCGUCUUCCUCUUCUUCAUCGCCGUGCGGGGCCGCACCCCCGAGGCCGCGCAGAUCGCCGCGGGCAGAAACGCCGCGCGCCUCUGCUGCGUGACCAGCCGGGACGCGGGGCGCAGCUGGGGCGCCGCCCGGGACCUCACGGAGGAGGCGGUGGGCGGCGCCGAGCAGGACUGGGCCACAUUUGCCGUGGGCCCGGGCCACGGCAUCCAGCUGCGCUCAGGCCGCCUGCUGGUGCCUGCCUACACGUACCACGUAGACCGGCGCGAGUGCUUUGGCAAGAUCUGCAGGACCAGCCCGCAUGCCUUCACCUUCUACAGUGACGACCACGGUCGCACCUGGCGCCACGGAGGCCUGGUGCCCAACCUUCGCUCGGGCGAGUGCCAGCUGGCCGCGGUGGACAGCGGGCAGGCCGGCCACAUCCUGUACUGCAACGCCCGGAGCCCCCUGGGGAGCCGUGUGCAGGCGCUCAGUGCGGAUGAGGGCACCUCCUUCCUGCCCGGGGAGCUGGUGCCCGCCCUGGCCGAGACCGCCCGGGGCUGCCAGGGCAGCGUCCUUGGCUUCCCUGCCCCGCUCUUUAGCAGGCCGAGGAAUGGUAGAUGGCCAGUGGGUGCCGGGAGCCACUCCUACUCUCCACACCUCUGUCUUGGAGUCCAGGAACCCUCAGAGGAGGGUACUGGAGACACCCAAGGGGCCCAGGGGCCCAGCGGGAUGGAGGGAUGUAGGGACAGCCCUGAAGAGCCUGGCCUGGGGCCUGGGCUCCGUGGGAUCAUGGCGGCCUGGACCUCGAAGGUCCCCGGGCCCCCUGCCACCCUGUCUCAGAGCCCCACCUGGCUGCUGUAUUCCCACCCGGUGGGGCGCAGGGCUCGGCUCCAUAUGGGAAUCUAUCUGAGCCGGUCCCCCCUGGAUCCCCACAGCUGGACGGAGCCCUGGGUGAUCUAUGAGGGGCCCAGCGGCUACUCUGAUCUGGCAUCCGUCGGGCCAACUGUCAAGGGAGCCCUGACCUUUGCUUGUCUGUUUGAGAGUGGGGCCAGGGUCUCCUACGAGGAGAUCUCCUUCUGCAUGUUCUCCCUUGGUGAGGUCCUGCAGAACCUGCCGCCGGGCCCCAAGCCACCCGGCCUCGGGGACAAGCGUCUGGAGCACUGCCGGCCUUCCUGACGGGCUCUCUGGUCCGACCCAUUUGUACAUACCUCAUAGUAUGCUUUGAAAUAAGAAACAAAAGUGGGCAGACUUCUAGGAGACAUAGAUCCACAGUUACAGUAGAAAAUUGUAGAUACAAGUCUCAAUGACAGAGUGAGCAGACAAAAUCAGGCUGCACACAGAAGCUUUGGCCAACUUGCCCAAGAAGCUUCACUCAGUGGACACACGCACAGCACUGCACAGAACAGAAUCUACAGUCUGUUGGAGUACACGUAGGUGUGAAAAUUGACAUUAUAUUGGAUUAUGAAGUCAAGUCUCUAGAAGACUUCAAAGGAUUGAAAAGUACAGUGAAAUUGAGCUGGAAAUGAAAACAAAAGGAAACUUAAAAUCUUCCUUGUGGGGGCACCUGGGCGGCUCAGUCAGUUCAGCAUCCGACUCUUGAUUCCGGCUCAGGUCGUGAUCUCGGGGUUCCUGGGACCGAGCCCUGCGUUGGGCUCCGCGCUGAGCUUGGAAUUCUGUCCCUCCCUCUCCCUCUACCCCUUCCUCGCUUCUCUGUGUCUCUCAAAAAAAAAAAAUUUUUUUUUUCCAAUCUUGUGUCUGAAAAUUGAGAAACACAAUUCUGAAUUACCCCUGGUUCAAAGAAGAUGCUACAGUGAAAAUGGAAAAAGACGUUGAAGUUAAUUGUGUGAGUGCUGCAGGCGAUCUGUGAGUUGAGCUGAGCCAGGUGGGUCCCGUGGGGGCGGGGGUGGGGGGAGGCGCCGUGAUGCCAGCACCUUAGAAAGUGGCAGUGAGUGAAGUCCAAGGGAGCAGCAGAAUUAGAGGGACAGGAGACUUCAGACACCAGAGGGAAUGGCCAGAGCCAGAGCUGGGUUUUUAGAAAGCUAGUAAAACUGAUAACCCCCUCGAGGGGCUGGUCAUAAAAGACACAAAACACACAAAUCCAAUAUCAGGAACGAGAUGGGACACACGAGGAGGGCCCUACAGAUGUUCACCGGUUUCAAGAAGAUACUAGGAACCAUUUAUAUGAAUGGACAAUUCCUGGAAAAAUACUAAACUUAUUAAAGACGAAAUAGCUUGAAAAAUCCUAUUAAAGAAGUUAAUCUGGAAUUUAAAAUCUCCGCACACUGGGGCACCUGGGUGGCUCAGUAGGUUGAUUGUCCGACUUCGGCUCAGGUCAUGAUCUCGCGGUUAGUGGGUUCAAGCCCCGCGACGGUUUCUGUGCUGACAGCCCAGAGCCUGGAGCCUGCCUCAGAUUCGGUGUCUCCCUCUCUCUCUCUGCCCCUCCCCUGCUCGCACUCUGUCUCUCUCUCAAAAAUAAAUAAAACAUUAAAAAAAUAAUGAAAAAUAAAAAAAAAUAUGUGCAUUCUAGGAAAACUGCAGGAGUACAUGCUUUCCCCGUGAAUUCCGCCAAACAUUUCAGGAUACCUGCUGGUUUAUCGGAUAGUUUCGCUUCGCAAGAAAUUGCCCAGCCUGUUUUCCAAAGUGGCCGCAGCUCGUCUUUGGUGAGGUGUCUGUUUAGAGCCUUCGCCCCUUUUUUAACUGUGCUGUUUGCCUUCUCAUUGGGAGUUUUAAGACUUGUUUGCAUGCUUUGGCAAGUGAGCAUAUGGAAAGAUGCCCCCAUGGGGAAGACCAAGUAAAACAAAGAGCAGGACGCGAUUAGUUUAUCAGCGCGGCGGGUCCGGUAGGCUGACAGCGCCGCCUGCUGGCGAGGGGUGGAGCAGCAGGAGCGUUCUCCUGCCGCGGGCGGGGCGGCCACGUGGGAAGACAGCGUCACCGUCUCUUACAAAACUGAACAAACUCUUGCCGUAGGAUCCAGCAAUUGUGUUCCUUGGUAUUUAUCCAAAUGAGUUGAAAACCCACGUCUACACAAAAACCUGCACAUGGUGUUUAUAGCGGCUUUAUUCAGAAUUGCCAAACCUUGGAAGAAAUCAAUGUCCUUGAGGAGGUGAACGGACAAACUGGUCUAUCCAGACAGCGGGAGAUUACUCAGCGCCAAAAAGCAACGCGCUAUCGAGCCAUGAAAAUACAUGGAGGAACCGCGAAGGUGCGUCACUAAGUGAAAGAAGCCAGUGUGACAGGGUUACGUACUGUGCGAUUCCAUAUGACAUCCUGGAGAAGGCGGACCUUGGAAGACAGUGAAAAGAUGGGUGGCUGUCAGAGGUUGUGGGGAGGAGAGGGGUGUGUGUGGGGCACGGAAGGUUCUUGGGGCAGUGAGGGCAGCGAGUGCCAUACUAUAAUGGUAGGUACAUGUCACCGUACAUCUGUCCAAACCCACAGAGUGCACAUCACACGAGUGAGCCCUGAUGUGAGGUACCAGAUCACUGCUGGUUCAUCAGUUAGGACAGAUGUGCGCCACCAGUGGGGGAUGCUAACCUCGGGGACACUGUGUGUGCGGGGGGCAUGGGGGUGGCGUACUGAGACUUACUGCUCAGUUCUGUAAACCUAAAACCGCUUUAAAAUAUAUCUACUAAUUCGGGCGCUUGGGUGGCUCAGUCGGUUGAGCAUCCGACUUUGGCUCAGGUCGUGAGCUCACAGUUUGUGAGUUCGAACCCUGCGUCGGGCUCUGUGCUGACAGCUCGGAGCCUGGAGCUGCUUCGGAGUCUGUGUCUCCCUCGCUCUCUGCCCCUCCCCCGCAUGUGCUCUGUCUCUGUCUCUGUCUCUCCCAAGAAUAAAUAAACAUUAAAAAAAAUAUGUCUACUAAUUU